AUGUCUAUCUUUUCUGAUAAAGUGGAGGACUUCUUGAAAGUCUUCAAGAAUGACUUUUCUGUUGUCGAUGAUUCAUUCAGUUAUUGUCUUGACCAUCUAGGUCAAGUGUUGAAGAGGUGGGAGGACACCAACCUUGUUCUUAACUGGGAGAAGUGCCACUUUAUGGUGAAAGGAGGAAUUGUUCUUGGCCACAAAAUCUCUGAACAUGCAGUUGAGGUUGGUCAAGACAAGAUUUAUGUGAUUGCAAAGCUUCCUCCACCCAUCUUAGGCAAAGGGGAACAACUUACUUCUGCUUCUGUUAUUGUGUCACUAGAUUGGUCACUUCUAUUUGAGAUGCUAUGUGAUGCUAGCGGAUUUUCAAUUGGAUCAGUGCUUGGUCAAAUAUCGAAAGAAGUCAGAGAAUUGGUUGCAGAUCAUUUAUCGAGGCUUGAGGAAGCCGGUACAUCGAUAGAGGAAAUUGAGAUCAAUUCUGCAUUUCCAGAUAAAAGGCUUUUAGCAGUGUCAUGUGAUGUAAUGCCAUG
Messenger RNA from Lycium ferocissimum, 521 nucleotides. RefSeq lists its product as uncharacterized. The annotation marks the transcript as partial. The transcript has 3 exons. NCBI's taxonomy places the organism in Eukaryota, Viridiplantae, Streptophyta, Magnoliopsida, Solanales, Solanaceae. The record is from RefSeq and is a predicted model, not a curated record.